Messenger RNA from Dimorphilus gyrociliatus, 3815 nucleotides. The record is from the annotation of a GenBank genome assembly. NCBI's taxonomy places the organism in Eukaryota, Metazoa, Annelida, Polychaeta, Dinophilidae.
ACUAUCACAAAAGAAGGUCAAAUAGCUUUCUUCCGGUUUUUACAUAUUUCUAAAAAAAAGACUGUUUUUCAAACAUAUAUUUCCUAAUGAAAUAGUUAAGAGAUUGAAGAAAAUUACAUUUUGAAAAAGUGACUAUGUUUGAAGAAUGAACACAAAUUAAGAAUAGUUAAAUAUUCAAGAUAAGAAAAAUCUGAAAUUCUAACAAAGUUUCGCUUCACUGAAUUUGAAUGUGAUUGGUCUAUUCAAAAGAAGUACAACAUGAAGAUUUUUGCUAUAAUAUCAAUAUAUUUUAUAUUAUCUGAGUCGUGCUACUUUCGAAAUGUUGAGGUAGAAGGAGAUUUCUACUUGGCAACAUUUCUUGCUUUUCACACUGACGAGUAUUGUACGGGACCAAUUUCCGAGGCUAUUUUAUAUCAAUAUGAAGCCUUAUUAUGGGCUGUUGAGAGAUUGAACAAUCAUUCCUUCUUUGGCAAAGAAAGAAUUGGUCUAAAGGUUUUCGAUACUUGUUUCAGUAAGUUUCAUACAUCAAACUAUCUAAUCGAUGAUAUAUUGAAACACGACACUUUGAAAAUCAAUUAUAUAAGUUCGCUAUAUAAUUGUUCGGAUACUGAGGACAACGUCGUUGGAAUUCUUGGACCAACUACUAGUGCUAUAUCCGAAACUAUAUCCACUUUUCUUAAAAAGACUAACACAGAAAUGGCAACUUUUGGAAUUUCCGCAACAUUGACUAGUCUUAGCAAUGAGGAAGUAUUUCCAAACUUUUUUCGAGUUGUUCCCCCGGAUAUAAUUCAAACUCAGUCUCUUGCUUCAUUAAUGGAAAAAUUUGGCUGGAAUUUUAUUCUAACGAUGAGUACAGACGAUUCCUAUGGAACGGAAGGUUUGAAAGAACUUCAUGAAAUAUUGAAAGAUAAAAAAAUUUGCUACAUACAAUGUCCUCUUAUAAAAAUUGGUAGAAUUUAUUGGCCCGAGUGGGGACAAAAGUUUUAUGAUGAAAUAUAUGAAAAAAUUAAUUUUGAAACUAUUGGAAUUGUAUUCUAUGGUCAACCGGAAACGUUUAAGACUGCUGUUGAAACCUUAGGACGAAAACUAAGAAACAAAGCUGCCAACUUAACGUGGAUUGUUACUGAGAGUUAUACUGAAGAAAUAAAAGAUAUGUCCCAAAACCCCGAUUUGGCCAAUUUUACUGUAUUAAAACUUGAAUUAUCCCAUACUUUAGGCCUAAAAGAGGUAAAUAGAUAUUUACAAGAGAAAUCUGGUGAUACCAUUAUGAAUCCAUGGUGGGCUGAAUGUCAACAGAAAAAAACAACAGGAGAUUGUUCACUGAAACAAUAUCACAAAUUUCCUCCAAAAUAUACCACAUCUGCUCUAGAUGCGCUUUAUUUUUAUGCCCAAGCCAUAAAAAAUGGGCUAAAUGAGAAUAAAUGUAAAACAUAUAGACAUUGUUUGGAAUUGAGGAGUCAUGUUAUCAAAUUUUUGAAAGGUGCUCAACUUGAUUAUAUUGGUCAACAAUGGAGUGAAGUUAUACCUGAGGAGUUUAAAGGCAGAAAUAUAUCACUUGACGAAACUGGUGACUUGAACUUGGACUCUAAAAAUGAAAUUUUGACAAUUAAAUCUUUUCAUUUAAAAGAAACAGAUGGAGAAGGUGAUAUUGUUGGUUAUAUUUCUAAAAAACUCCUGAACUUAGCUAAUGAAAAAUUAACAAAAACUCUAGUUGGAAAAUCACAAUGUCCUGUUGGAACAAAAUGUACACAGUAUUGCGAAGAUAAUACAAAGUUAAAACACGCUUAUGUUAAAUCUAAUGUAUCUACAAAGAAGAAUAAGAAGAAUAAGUCCAUUAUCAUUGCAAUACUUCCGAUUAAUGAGAAUUCUGAUAGAACAGAUCCUAAUGAAAUUGUUAAUUUGAAAUGUUCAAAUACUGCACGUAAAAAUUCAGCUGGUUAUCAACUGUUUGAGGCAUUUAAAUAUGCAAUUGAAAAAUAUUCUACCAAUUUGGAAGGUAUAGCAUUCGAUGAUUGUUACAAUCCUCUUCGGCCAGCUAAAAUAUUUACUGAUUUGCUUUCUGGUGAGGUAGCUGCCAUAAACAUAAAAGGAGAGCGUGUUACAGUCAAUAAAGAUGAUGUUAUAGCUAUUAUAGGGACGGAGAGUAGUGAUGUAACAAGAAAUAUUGCCCCGUUUGCUGAACAACUGAAAGUUGUUCAAAUUUCAUUUGGAGCAACUGCAGUUGUAUUUGAUAAUAAAAAAUUGUUUCCCAACUUUUUAAGAACUGUUCCAUCUGAUUCUGCCCAAGCUGAAGCUAUGGUAAAAGUUGCUGUAAAGCUAAACUGGAAAUGUGCAUGCAUUAUUCACACUACAAACCUAUAUGGUAAUGGGGGAGCUGAAAAGCUUGAGGAAUAUGCCAAAAAAUAUGGAAUUUUCAUAUCUUUUAAACGUAACUUUACAAGUCAAAAUGAAAAUGAGCCUUCAGGUUAUGAGUAUACACAAAUAAUUACUAAGCUUCAAGAUGAAAACUCUCCACACCAGAUCUUUUAUUUCGGCGAUAAUCAACCAGUUAAAGGCUUACUUGAAGAAUUGAAAAAAAUAAAGGAUUGGAAAAAAUUCCUUUUCAUAGCAAGUGAGUCAUGGGGCGAUAGUAAGUCAGUAGUUAAGGGAUCUGAAGGUGCUGCAGAAAAUGCUAUAACAAUAAAAAUAAAUUCUCCAACAGGGAAAGAUGUGAACAAAAAUUUGGACAAAUAUCUAGAUAAUAUAACUUUUAAAUUUCAUAAAAAUGUGAAUAAUCCAUGGUACAAUAAAUUUUAUCAAAAGAUAAAUGAGUGCUAUCUACAAGAAAGUUGGCAAAAACCAUUGAAUGCUAAGGAAUGUGCUCUUAACAUAUCACAUUCGAAAGUCGACAGAAGUGGUCGUCAAUUUUGCUAUCAUGUUAUAACAAGUGUUAUUGCAGUUAACGAAGCUGUAAAGUUAAUAAAUGCCCGCGGUGAUCAAAAAAGUGCCGCUGAAUAUAAAGAGUAUUUGAGACAAGAAAAACCGUUUUUAAAGAUUUUUAAACAAGCUGAACUCCCGAAUACGAAGGCUAAAAUAUUUAAUGAGGAUGGUAAUGGUAAAUCACUGUAUUCACUUUACUAUUACACCAAAAAGGAUAAAAACACAUAUGAAUACACACAUAUUGAAAGUCUAGAUUUCGAUAUAGGCAUCAUCAAACAGAAUUAUAAAGUGGUUAAUCAAUGUAAAGAUCCGCCUCUCCCUUCUCGAAACGUAUUACUCUUAGUUAUCAUUGUGAUGUCUUGCGCAAUGGGAGUAAUUGUUCUAAUUGCUUGUUCUUUCGGAAUAUAUAAAAUUGUAUCGUUUUUUUCUCGCACAAGACGCCCAAAAGAAGUAAUCAGAAAUCAAACAAACUUGGAAAUUCACAACUGGAUUAGUCAAACGAAUGACAUGGCUAGACCAAAUCAUCAAUUGCGUGGAGAUGAUGAUUCUAUAGCAUUCGAAAGUGUUGUUCAUUCGGCUCCAAGUGAUACGAAAGUUAGUUUUAUCUGAAACUGAAGGAAAACUUUUCAUUUUUUAAGCUUGUAAUACUGAAAAGUGUUGAUAUUUCUAUUUUUGCUUACUUAGCCAUUUUUUCGGUCAAUUAUGAAAGCAAGUCAAGAUAUAUACAUAUAUCAUAAUGUUUAUUGAGCUCUGUUCAAAAAGCUCUUUUCCUCUAACUUUUGCUUAACAUUGAAACUAAUUUAUUUACUUUUUGAUUUUUGAAACAAACAUUUAAAUAUACAACAAUACAUAUAGAUUUUUUUUCUUGAACAGUAAUUUGACAAAGCAAUAAUACA